AUGUCCUCGAAUUACGAUGUUGGCACCCGGGCGUGGCAGCCCGAUGCCGCCGAGGGCUGGGUUGCUUCCGAGGUCACAAAGAAGCAAGUAGAUGGCGACAAUGUCAUCCUGACCUUCAAGCUCGAAAAUGGCGAGGAGAAGGAGCUCAAGAUCCCCCUCGCUACCCUGGAGAAGGGCAGUGACGACACCCUGCCUCCGCUGAUGAACCCAACCGUGCUCGAGGCCAGCGAUGACCUGACCAACCUUUCCCAUCUUAACGAGCCAGCAGUCCUGCAAGCCAUCAAGCUUCGCUAUCUCCAAAAAGAAAUCUACACAUACUCCGGUAUCGUGCUAAUAGCUACAAACCCGUUCGCCCGUGUCGACUCCCUCUACGUCCCAGGCAUGGUCCAGGUAUAUGCUGGGAAACAAAGAGCAACCCAGGCACCCCAUCUUUUCGCCAUCGCCGAGGAGGCGUUUAUAGACAUGUUGCGGGACAAAAAGAACCAGACCAUUGUUGUGUCCGGCGAGUCCGGUGCUGGAAAGACCGUGAGUGCCAAGUACAUCAUGAGAUAUUUCGCAACCAGAGAGUCGCCAGACAACCCCGGGGCGAAGUCCAAAAAAGGCUCCGACGCGUUGAGCGAAACCGAGGAGCAGAUUCUUGCUACCAACCCUAUCAUGGAAGCCUUUGGUAACGCGAAGACGACUCGGAAUGACAACUCGUCCCGAUUUGGAAAAUACAUCGAGAUCAUGUUCAACAGCAAUACGGACAUCAUUGGCGCAAAGAUUCGGACAUAUCUGCUGGAGCGAUCAAGAUUGGUAUUCCAGCCUAUGAAGGAGCGCAACUACCACAUUUUCUACCAAAUGCUUGCAGGUGUCUCCGAGCAGCAGCGACAGGAAUGGAGUCUCCUUCCGGUCGAGCAGUUCGAGUACCUCAACCAGGGAAACACCCCGACCAUCGACGGUGUGGAUGACAAGGCCGAGUUCAAAGCGACCAUGAGCUCUCUGUCAACAGUCGGUGUUGACGAGGCUACCCAGACCGAGAUCUUGAAGAUGCUCGCCGGUCUUCUGCAUAUGGGUAACGUUAAGAUCGGUGCCUCGCGGAAUGAUAGCGUGCUCCCGCCUGACGAGCCCUCUCUUGAGAAGGCUUGUCUUGCCCUUGGAAUCGAUGCUGCUGAGUUUGCCAAGUGGAUCGUGAAGAAGCAACUUGUCACUAGGGGUGAGAAGAUCACAUCCAACCUGAGUCAGGCCCAGGCCAUCGUCGUCCGAGACUCAGUUGCCAACCUGGCCACAGACGAGGUCCUGAGCCAGGUUCAGUCCUUCAUUGGUGUCCUGGAUAUCUACGGUUUCGAGCACUUCGCGAAGAACUCUUUCGAACAAUUCUGUAUCAACUACGCCAACGAGAAGCUGCAGCAAGAGUUCAACGCACAUGUGUUCAAGCUUGAGCAGGAGGAAUACCUCAAGGAGAAGAUCGACUGGACCUUUAUUGAUUUCUCAGACAACCAGCCCUGUAUCGAUCUCAUCGAGGGCAAGCUGGGUAUCCUGUCCCUGCUUGACGAGGAGUCGAGACUUCCGAUGGGCUCUGACGACCAGUUCGUCACCAAGUUGCACCACAACUAUGCCGACAAGAACGCUUUCUACAAAAAGCCCCGUUUCGGCAAGUCCGCUUUCACAGUGUGCCAUUAUGCCGUCGACGUCACGUACGAGUCGGAGGGUUUCAUAGAGAAGAAUCGCGACACCGUGCCGGAUGAGCAUAUGGCCGUCCUGAGGUCAAGUAAGAACCAGUUCCUGGUAUCGGUGCUCGAUGCUGCCGCAUCUGUUCGCGAGAAGGACGUGGCAUCAGCAACCACGAGCUCGGUCAAGCCAGCCGCCGGCCGGAAGAUCGGUGUGGCUGUUAACCGCAAGCCCACUCUUGGCGGCAUCUUCCGAUCUUCGUUGAUCGAGCUCAUGAGCACUAUCAACAACACGGAUGUUCACUAUAUUCGUUGUAUCAAGCCCAACGAGGCCAAGGAGGCUUGGAAGUUCGAAGGGCCCAUGGUGUUGAGUCAGCUCCGAGCUUGUGGUGUCCUCGAGACAGUCCGCAUCAGUUGCGCUGGAUACCCGACGCGUUGGACGUACGAGGAGUUUGCUCUUCGUUACUACAUGCUGACACCGUCGAGCCAAUGGACGGCGGAGAUUCGGCAGAUGGCCAAUGCUAUUCUGGUGAAAGCCCUGGGAGAGAGCACCGGCCCAGGUCAGGACAAGUACCAACUCGGUCUGACCAAGAUCUUCUUCCGAGCAGGCAUGUUGGCCUUCCUCGAGAACCUCCGCACUAACAGACUCAACGACUGUGCCAUCAUGAUUCAGAAGAACCUGAAGGCCAAGUACUACCGCCGCAGGUAUCUUGACGCCAGGGAAUCCAUCGUUCAGACCCAGUCCGUUGCCAGGGCUUACAUGGCAAGGCGAAAGGCUCAGGACUUGCGGACCAUCAAGGCUGCGACUACCAUUCAACGGGUCUGGCGUGGGCACAAGGAGAGGAAGAACUUCCUUCGCAUCAGGGCCGACCUCGUACUUGCUCAGGCUGCCAUCAAGGGUUACCUGCGCAGGAAGGAGAUCAUGGAGACGCGUGUCGGCAAUGCUGCUUUACUUAUCCAGAGAGUAUGGCGAUCAAGGCGGUCGCUGCGGACCUGGAGGCUAUACCGCAAGAGGGUUGUCCUUAUCCAGAGCUUGUGGCGUGGUAGGAAGGCGCGGAAGGAAUACAAGGGUCUCCGUGAGGAAGCCCGCGAUCUCAAGCAGAUUUCCUACAAGCUUGAGAACAAGGUUGUUGAGCUUACUCAGUCCCUUGGCACAAUGAAGUCGCAGAACAAGGAGCUCAAGGCACAGGUGGAGAACUACCAGAGCCAGAUCAAGUCCUGGCAGACACGGCACAACGCGCUCGAGGCCAGGACGAAGGACCUUCAGGCCGAGGCCAACCAGGCAGGUAUCGCCGGAGCCCGCCUGCAGGUUAUGGAGGAGGAAAUGAAAGAGCUGCAGGCUCGUUUCGAAGAAUCUGCCGCCAACCUCAAGCGAAUGCAGGAUGAGGAGAAGCAGUUGCGAGAAUCCCUGCGGGCAACCAACACAGAACUCGAGGUGUCCAAGCAGGAAGCCACUCGCCACGACAGUGAGAAGAACUCGCUGCGUCAACAAUUGGUUGAGCUUCAAGACGCACUGGAGCUUGCCAGGCGCGAGGUGCCUGUCGGAGCUGAGAUCAACGGCAACGGCGUUCAGCCUGCUGUCAACGGCCUCAUCAACCUGGUUUCCUCCAAGAAGCCAACUAAGAGACGGAGCGCUGGGGAUCCCCGGGAUGUCGACCGCUUCAGUGCAGCGUACAAUCCUCGCCCUGUCUCGAUGGCUGUCACUGGCCGUCAAGCUGUCAUGUCAGGAUCGACUCUCAUUCCUGGCGCUGACAGCAUCGAGAUGGAACUCGAGGCUCUCCUCGCCGAUGAGGAGGGUCUCAACGAGGAGGUCACCAUGGGUCUUAUCCGCAACCUGAAGAUCCCUUCGCCCAACACCAACCCACCUCCCUCCGACAAGGAAGUCCUCUUCCCCUCGUACCUCAUCAACCUCGUUACUUCCGAGAUGUGGAACAACGGGUUCGUCAAGGAGUCCGAGCGCUUCCUUGCCAACGUCAUGCAGUCCAUUCAGCAGGAGGUUAUGCAGCACGACGGCGAAGAGGCCAUCAACCCAGGUGCUUUCUGGCUCUCCAACGUCCAUGAGAUGCUCUCCUUUGUCUUCCUCGCUGAAGAUUGGUACGAGGCGCAGAAGACAGACAACUACGAGUACGAUCGACUCCUGGAGAUCGUUAAGCACGACCUCGAGAGCUUGGAGUUCAACAUCUACCACACCUGGAUGAAGGUCUUGAAGAAGAAGCUCAACAAGAUGAUCAUUCCCGCCAUCAUCGAGUCUCAGUCGCUGCCCGGCUUCGUCACGAACGAGAAUAACAGGUUCCUCGGCAAGCUGUUACAGACGAACUCGCAACCUGCGUACAGCAUGGACAACCUGCUCAGCCUCCUGAACAGCGUGUUCCGCGCCAUGAAGGCAUACUACCUGGAGGAUUCCAUCAUCACCCAGACAAUCACGGAGCUGCUCCGCCUGGUCGGCGUGACGGCCUUCAACGAUCUGCUGAUGCGCCGUAACUUCCUCUCAUGGAAGCGAGGCCUGCAGAUCAACUACAACAUCACUCGUAUCGAGGAGUGGUGCAAGAGCCACGACAUGCCCGAGGGCACUCUCCAACUCGAGCACUUGAUGCAAGCAACGAAGCUUCUGCAACUCAAGAAGGCCACUCUUAACGACAUCGAGAUCAUUCAGGACAUCUGUUGGAUGCUAUCUCCCAACCAAAUUCAGAAGCUGCUGAACCAGUAUCUCGUCGCCGACUACGAGCAGCCCAUCAACGGAGAGAUCAUGAAGGCCGUAGCCUCACGAGUCACCGAGAAGAGCGACGUUCUGCUCUUGCAGGCCGUCGACAUGGACGACAGCGGGCCUUACGAGAUCGCCGAGCCGAGAGUGAUCACUGCUCUCGAGACCUACACGCCUUCAUGGCUGCAAACACCCAGGUUGAAGCGCCUUGCUGAGAUUGUUUCCGCGCAAGCGAUCGCUCAGCAGGAGAAGAUGGAGUACGGCUCCCAGAGCGGGUACGAGAACGGUGACAUUGAGGAGAUGGACGAGACACCCGAGGCUAUCGAGGCCAGCGCAUAG
Messenger RNA from Diaporthe citri, 4689 nucleotides. RefSeq lists its product as uncharacterized. Gene Ontology annotation, cellular component: myosin complex; actin cytoskeleton; cytoplasm. NCBI's taxonomy places the organism in Eukaryota, Fungi, Ascomycota, Sordariomycetes, Diaporthales, Diaporthaceae. The record is from RefSeq and is a predicted model, not a curated record. The transcript is spliced from 7 exons. Gene Ontology annotation, biological process: vesicle transport along actin filament; actin filament organization. Gene Ontology annotation, molecular function: microfilament motor activity; ATP binding; actin filament binding. The coding region runs from base 1 to 4689 and encodes 1562 amino acids.